Strongylus vulgaris is the source of this 380-nucleotide messenger RNA. NCBI's taxonomy places the organism in Eukaryota, Metazoa, Nematoda, Chromadorea, Rhabditida, Strongylidae. The record is from the annotation of a GenBank genome assembly.
AUGUGUGAUGUGGGCUUAGCAAUGACAGCAAUCUGGGCUCCUGACGAUGCUGGAAUUGUUUUCUUUGGGCUCCACAAUGAUCCAUUCAAGCUUGGAAGAAUAUACUGCAAUAACAGACCGUUUGUACUCUUCCGUACAUAUUUUUGCCUGUUGAGACAGAAAAUCGCUUCUUUCAGCGGUUCAAUGUACUACUACGAAUUGAAUUCUGCCAAGCUUCACGUAAUCGGUGACGAAAAUAUUGCAGCCGAGCAUCCUUGUUUUUCGCCCGACGGGCAAACUCUUGUCUACUUCCAGCGACUUGCAGAUGGACCGCAUCAGGCUGUUAUGGAGUGUGUGAAGGUAUUUUUGGAAUUACCUUUGCUUCUGAGCAAAUGGUGAGA